GACGAUCCGUUGGCUCUUUAUACUGGGAUCAUUAACUUACCAUUAUUUUUUUAUUGAGUACUGUAAAAUUAAAAUUUGUGAUUUAUUCUGUACUAUGGGAAAAGAAAGUUUCUGGCUGCUGGUAUUGGGAUUUUCUCUUAUUGCGAGCGAACCAAUUUCCAACUCUACUGAAGAAGUAUUUACUAGUAACUCCACUGAGCAGACAGUGGACUACAGUGACAUCAACUCCAAGUUCUCCAUCAGGAGUGCAGAAUUCCCUGACGAGGAUCUUUGCUACCUUGUUCCAGGACAACGGGACUCUCUUUUUGACUGCAACUUCAAAAAUGAUUCCCAAACCUUCCUUAUUAUCCAUGGAUGGUCGGUUGCAGGUCUGUUGGAGAGCUGGGUCUAUAAGCUUGUGACGGCUCUGUUUGACCGAGAACCCAGGGCCAAUGUCAUUGUUGUGGACUGGCUGGAUCGGGCCAACAAACACUACCCCAAAUCAGCAGAAAACACCAGACUGGUGGGGGCAGACGUGGCCAAGUUUGUCAACUGGUUGGAGGAGUUGGACUAUCCGCCGGAGAAAGUGCAUCUUCUCGGCUACAGUCUCGGUGCACACGUGGCAGGCGUUGCAGGAAACCUCACCAACAACAAAGUCAACAGAAUUACAGGUCUCGACCCAGCGGGCCCCAGCUUUGAGAAUGCUGACAGUCUGAGGCGUCUGUCACCUGAUGAUGCCUCCUUUGUGGACGUCCUGCACACAAACACCAGAGGCUCGCCCGACCUCAGCAUCGGCAUCCAGAGACCCGUGGGUCACGUGGACAUCUACCCCAACGGUGGAACGUUCCAGCCCGGCUGCAGCAUUCAGCACACCAUGAAGCUCAUCGCCACCUACGGCAUUUACAACAUGGACCAGAUUGUCAAAUGCUCCCAUGAGCGCUCCAUUCACCUGUUCAUCGACUCGCUGGUGAACCAGGCGUACCAGAGCUGGGCGUACCGCUGCGGCUCCAAAGACGCCUUCAACAAGGGCCUGUGUCUGAGCUGUCGCAAGAACCGCUGCAACAAACUCGGCUACAACGUCAACAAGAUCCGCAGCAGCAGGAGUGCAAAAAUGUACCUCAAAACCCGGGACAUGAUGCCUUUUAAGGUCUUUCAUUACCAGAUUAAGCUGCAUCUUUUCAGCGACAAAAACCUGACUUUACUGGAGCAGCCAAUGAAAGUUUCUCUGUUCGGGACGACCGAUGAAAAGGAUGAUAUCUCUGUCAUUGUGCCCAGCCUGAUCACCAACAGCACCAUCUCCUUCCUGGUGACGUCUGACAAGGACAUCGGAGACCUGCUGAUGCUGAACAUCCAUUGGGAGAGUGACUCGUAUCUUUAUGGCUUCUUCAGCACCAAUCAGUUCAUAAUUCGCAGAAUGAGGAUUAAAUCUGGAGAAACACAGUCCAAGGUAAUAUUCAGACCCAAAGAAGGAGAAUUUGGUUCGCUCAUUCAGGGUGGAGACCCUGUUGUGUUUGUGAAGUCCACUGAAUCCCCUCAGAGCAGGAGAGAGGAGAGGAAGCACAGACUGAAACAUCAUCGAAGCUUCUUCAAACAGGGCGCCAAUGAAGCGGUCGCAGAUAUGAGUAAAGAACCAGCUUCACUUCAUAAUGAAUCGACAGAGGUCGUGACAGAAACCACCACAAAACCAAACACAACUUCAUGAGGUCAAGGAGAGAAUUAUAUGUAGAGUUCAGAAACCCUUGUUAUUAGUGACACCGGUGGCCGUUAAGUGAACUGCAGCCAGCAACUGCACGUUCUCGCAUACGUAACGCACAAGAGACUGAACGUGAAUCAAUGCCCCAAAAAAACUCAAUGGUGAAGUUCUUUUUCGUUCUUAGCUUAGAAGUAAAAAGAAGUUGGAAAUACCUUUGCAGUGAUAUACGAACAUCCAGAUGCCGUUCACGCUGCUGAGAGUGACGUUUCGAUGAAUAUGUAAAUAUGUGCAGCGCGCUUUCCUCUCAAUAACAAAAUAAAAACACUACAAAAAUGACAGUGGUGAGAAAACAGCAGUUAAGAAAGCAUUUGAUCAUAACAGCUCUGCAAUUCACCGUCAUCAUGUCGACAGAUGAGGUAAUUAAAAUUACACUGUUAUGAUAGUUAGUUAUAAAGUAUAUUGAGGCUGUAGACUAUUUAUAUCUGACUAUAUGAGACUAUUAAUCCCUUUUCUUUGUAUGACACAGUACAGAAUGGCUCUUUCGGCAUUAUCCUGAACAUUGUAAGCAUUUCAUGUGUCACUGAAUGGAAGAGAGGCUCUCAGGAGCGUGUAAACGUCACAUCCUUUUGAUUUUCCCGGCAAAAACGACAGAGUCCUUCAUGUGAAAAUCAGUCUACAGGCUUUCAAACUAGGAAGUUGGGGAAGGUCUCGUUUUUUUAAAGUUUCAUUACAAGCUAUUCACACAUUAACAGUAAAAAAGUGAUUAAUACAAUUCUUAUAUAUGGCCCCUUUAAAAUGUUUUGUGAUUUUUAUUUAUGCUAUUUGCACCAGAUUUGUCUAAAAGUACUAAUUUGAGAAUGUAGGCUUGUGAAUUUUACUUUAUGAUGAUUCACAUUACUGUUAUACAGUAAUUUUACUUCUAUUUUAUUAUUUACAUCAGCAUAAGGGCAUAAAAUAAUGACAAUUAAGCAUAAAAAAAUCCCAAUGUUCCUAAAAAUAGGUUUCAGUGCAAAAAAAAAAAAAAAUUCUUAUUUCUUUCUUUUGAUUUUGGGGGAAAAUAUCAGGUUUUGUGAAAGAUGAUGUUUAAUUUUUGGCCUGUAGACAGAUUGUGUGUUAAAGAAUAUUUAUCUUCAGAUUUAGUAGAAUAGAUUUUGUAAACAUAAAACACAAGUCAAGAUAAAAAUGACUAAAAAUGAACUGAAGUGAAGCGGUUUAUACACAUUCAUUAGCUGUAGAUGAACAAUAUUAACAGUGAUCUGUACAUGAAAUCAAUAGAAUUUAACAUUCCAAUCAGGUAUAUAAAAUUUCUGUUUAAUAUAUUUUCUCAUCAACAAAUCAAUGCAAUUUGUAUAUUUUGCUGUAUUUCAGGUGAACACCUUUGGUUAUUUUUAUAUUUUUCUUUUAUGUUUUUAAUGGAGGGUUCAGUCAGUUAGUCCAGACAAUAAUUACUAGUUUAACCUGGAACAUCAUCUACCAACUUUAAAGGAUACUGUAUAAAGAUUUUUUUAUUGUGCACAAAUUGAAACGAAAUCUCUUGGAAUCCAUAUUUGUUCUUUGGUCUACUAACAAAUGACUUGCUGAAAGCAUCUUGUGUAUUUAUAUAUGUCAUGAUCACGCCAGGCUCUCCCUCACUCACACUCACCAGAGACUACAUUUCCCAUCAUCCUCCCUGGCAUGCAAUCACACACACCUGACAUUCAUCAGACCUUAUCACCACCACUAUAAAUAUAGCACACACACUAUCAGUCAUCGUCUGAAGCUACAGACCUCUCUCCUGUUUACCAUCAUCACUAAACUGGUUUCCUCUUCCAAGUCGAUCUUCAGUCAACUACAAACCCAUGAGCACCUCAAGCUGUUCAUCAGUCUUCCCUUGUUUCAACUUGUUCCUGUGUGUGUGUGUGUGUGUGCGCUCUCCACCGGGUCUAUAAGCAAAAAACUCAAAAUUAGCAAUAAUGUCUAUUCUCACCCUCAACAAUCUGCAAUUUUAUUACUUACCUGGUCAACGAUUGUGUUCCUGUUAAUAAACACCUUGUUUGAACUUUA
This is a messenger RNA of Ctenopharyngodon idella (grass carp), 3715 nucleotides long. RefSeq names its product lipoprotein lipase (gene lplb). The record is from RefSeq and is a predicted model, not a curated record. Gene Ontology annotation, biological process: lipid metabolic process. Gene Ontology annotation, molecular function: apolipoprotein binding; lipoprotein lipase activity. The transcript is spliced from 10 exons. The coding region runs from base 95 to 1681 and encodes 528 amino acids. NCBI's taxonomy places the organism in Eukaryota, Metazoa, Chordata, Actinopteri, Cypriniformes, Xenocyprididae.